This is a messenger RNA of Nothobranchius furzeri (turquoise killifish), 3087 nucleotides long. The record is from RefSeq and is a predicted model, not a curated record. NCBI's taxonomy places the organism in Eukaryota, Metazoa, Chordata, Actinopteri, Cyprinodontiformes, Nothobranchiidae.
AUUAAUAAUCAUCUUAUUAUAAUGUGUAUGAGUACUGAUAGAUUAACACAUGCUGAUCUGGAGUAGGCGAAAUCUGAAAUGGAUCUUUGCAAGAAUGAUAUUCAAUCCAUCAUUGAUUAAUGCACAGAUUCUUCAAACAUUUGAUUUAAACAUCUUGUUCAUUCAACACAUUUGAUCAUUUCAACCUAUAAGUUGUAAAGUCACUUGGGAACUCUGAGGAGGGUGAACUUCACUCAGAGUGACGACACAGAAGUUUCGGCUGCAUGAGACCUUGACUGAGAAUGUCAGGUCUCAGGACUGGAGCAGAGUUCUCUUUUCUGAGCCAGACAGAUGGAGCAUUUGUGUCUGCAAAUGAAAGUUAAUUUCUGGUCAAUUUGUUGGUGAAAAUGUGACCACUGGUAUGUUACACGGACGUUUGCUGGCUGCAGUCCAACUGGUGCCACUUUGAAACCAUCAAACCCUUCUGCUGGGUGUUGGCCAGACCAGCCCAGGAGGACUGAAGGUGGUGAGGACAAACAGGGACAGAAGUGGACAUCUAGAUCAGGUGUGGAUGCUUCCAAGCCCUCCUCCAGGGACCUCUCAGCCCCCACAGCGGCAGCUUCUGAUCAGGCCCCCCCUUGACUGAUGGAGCUUCAUUCUCCAGGAUGUGAAUCUUUGGUUUUUAGCUGUUAGUUUCAGCUUUCUAUCUGAUGUGCUUUAGAUGAACAUGUUGUAGUUGUUGUUGUUGAGUUAUUGUGAGUCAUGCUUCAGGAGGUCUUUUGUUUGGUGUAAAGGUGAACGACAGUGUUGUCAGGCUUGGAGGGGUCCAACUCUUUCAGGAAAGACAGAAAACAAUCUUUUAUAAAGCGUCUCAAGAUAAAAAUCACAGGGUGCUUCACAAGAGCAAUUAAUUUUAAUUAUAGGAAAUAUAUUUUAAAAAUUAAAAAUAUGAUUAAAAUUAGAAAAAUAAAUUAUGAUAAAAAUGUAAGGAAAGGGAGAGAGAAAAUGAUAGAAACGAGGGAAAUCAGUGGGCAGAUCAUCUGCUGCUGUGGCCCCCAGACUCUGGAACUCUCUCCCCCUGAGCCUGAGAUCAGUGGACUCAGUGGUCUCCUUUAAAAAGCAGCUGGAAACUCACCUGUUCAAGCUGGCUUUUGUAUGACCUUCAUCACCACUCUCUCCUUCUUUCUACUCUUUCUACCAACCCAGCCAUUGCCGGGAUCCAUUGAUUUCCAUCUUUCUUAUUCAUUUUCUCUCUCCCUUUCUACACACUUUAAUGUCAAUUUCUUCGUUUUUUCUCUGUUUUAUAUUUUUUAAAAUUUUUUGUGUUUUGGUAUUGUGAAUUGCCUUUUUAUCUUAAAAGGCAUUAAAUAUUUUUUCUCUCGCCUUUUCAACCGAAACUGCGUCUGCGAUCCACAUCUUUAUCUCGUCCUUGUUGUUGCUCUUCAUGCUUUUCCAACAUUAGUCCAGCAGGUGGCGGUAGUGCACCUUUACGCAGCUCACCAACAGAGAGUGUAGACAGAACCGCCAACCAAAAGCUAUUAGCAGCAUUAGCUUAUUGUUUGUUAUCAGCGUUAGCUUGUUGCUGGUUAGCAGCGUUAGCUUGUUGUGUGGGUGUGUGAGGUGAACCUCUAAGGCUCUGCAGCAACAAUGUCUUCAGCUCAGUCUCUGAGAGAGUUCAUCAGAGAGCGGCUAACUGCUGCUGCUGCAGAAAUAUUCUCCGAGUUUGAACAAACCAUCGUCCGCUACGAGGAAGAGAUCGAUCGGCAGCGCAGACUGCUGGAGAUCAGCUGGAAACCACAGAUCAACUUACACAGAAUAGAACUCCCGCUGCAUGAUGUCAGCAAAGAUGAGGAGGUUCAGACUGACCAGCAGCUCUGGAACCAGGAGAGGACCUCCAGUUUGGACCAGGAACAACCAGAACCUUUACAGGAGGGACCAGAACCUCCACAGAUGAAAGUGGAGCAGGAUGAGUCAGAACCUUUGCAGGUUCUAGAACAAGAGGAGCUCUGCAUGAGUCAGGAUGAAGAGCAGCUUGUACUGAAGCAGGAGACGGUUACCUCCCUUGUGACUCCUGCUGAUGAGGACAGAGACCACCAUGGACCAGAACCAGACAGACACCAGCUCCUUUUGUCACUGCUUCCUGAGGCUGAGACCAGAGCUGCUGCUCUUCCAGGGUCCACAGAACUUCCACAGCAUAAUGUCUGGGAAAAGGAGGAGGUUCUGACUGACCAGCAGCUUUCUAACCUGGAGACCACCUCCAAUUUGGACCAAAAGGAACCAGAACCUCCACUGAUCAAAGAUGAACAGCAAGAACUUUGUUUCCAUCAGAAUGAAGGGCAGUUCAUUCUGAAGCAGGAAAAUGUUUCCUUCAUUGUUACUACUACUCAUGAAGAAAUAGAAAACUUUGAAGCAGAACAAAGCAGGAACCAAUCUUUGUGUCAGAGUUCUACUGAAGCUGAGAACCAAGAUCAGGAUGGAAGCAGGAAUGAAAACUCAGAACCAACCAGCAACAAAGAACUGACAUGGAAUAAAAGACGUCCACAAACCAAAGAUCACAGAGACAAUGUAGACAGUCAGAAACUAAAAAGACACAAGAGGGCUCAUAGUGAUAAGAGACGGUUUUCAUGUAAACUCUGUGGUAAAUCUUUCAUUUACAAGUCUUUAACUUGUCACAUGAGAACUCACACAGGUGAGAAACCGUAUCCUUGUAAAACUUGUGGUAAAUGUUUCUCUAGGAGUGAUAACUUGACUACUCAUAUGAGAACUCACACAGGUGAGAAACCGUAUCCAUGUAAAACUUGUGGUAAAUGUUUCUCAAUGGGUUCUCAUUUGACUAGUCACAUGAAAACUCACACAGGUGAGAAACCGUAUCCUUGUAAAACUUGUGGUAAAUGUUUCUCUAGGCGUUCUCAUUUGACUUGUCACAUGAAAAUUCACCACAGGUGAGAAGUCUUUUUUUUUCCCAGGUUUGAUCUGUAGAGUGAGGUUCAGACAAAUAUUCUCAUGUAAAAUUUCACUCUUGAUUCUUAAAAUGUGUUUGUUAAAUGUUUUCCUCACCAAAGUAACCUGACUCAAAACAUGAGAAUUCAUACAGUUAAAGAGCAAACU